This is a messenger RNA of Mercenaria mercenaria, 3483 nucleotides long. Its product is annotated as A disintegrin and metalloproteinase with thrombospondin motifs 12-like. Gene Ontology annotation, cellular component: extracellular matrix. The record is from RefSeq and is a predicted model, not a curated record. NCBI's taxonomy places the organism in Eukaryota, Metazoa, Mollusca, Bivalvia, Venerida, Veneridae. Bases 79 to 3285 code for a protein of 1068 amino acids. Gene Ontology annotation, biological process: extracellular matrix organization; proteolysis. The transcript has 27 exons. Gene Ontology annotation, molecular function: metalloendopeptidase activity.
AUAAAAAACGGGUAUGUACAAUUACACGGGCACUCAGAGAUUUGCUUACGCGAAUACCUCUAAGUUCAACAGAUCCAAAUGAAUUUUACCUUUUUAGUUUUCACGGUUGCUUGUUUGAUAUUUCUCGUUCGGUGCAAUCGCUUGCCACAGCUUCUGUUUGAUGAGCAAUCAAAGCCUACUGACCACAGUGAAGAACCGGACGUUCAGUACGCCACAGUGAAGAAAAUUGACACGAGUGAUCUACGUCCGUUUCGUAAACGUCCUGCGAAUGUCGUUCAGUACCAGAUCAGCCUGGAUAACGAGACGUUUACAAUCACGUUACGUCCUAACAAAAACAUUUUCACUCCAGGAUGUCUUAUUCAUAACUAUUUACCAGGCGGUAAAGAAGACCUGUAUCCAUGCUCACGACAGAGCGUAGAUUGCUACUACAUUGGUCAUAGCGAUGUACACGACGAAUCUUGGGUAGCAGCUAAUGUUUGUAAUGGUCUGAAUGGGGUGAUAAGCUUUGGGAACACAAGCCUGUUUAUUGAACCUGUAGCUGUAAAUGAAACUGCAGAAGCCUACCAGGAUAAAGUUCAUGUUGUGUAUCGUUACCAAGGAAAUAAACAAAUUUGUCCUGUAGAAGCGGAAGAAUUCGAGAACGAGUUACAUGUUGCGUAUGGAAGACAGAAGCGUUCCGCUAAGACACGGUACAUCGAGACAAGACUGGUUGUCGAUCCAACCAUGUACCAUUUUCAUAGAACUCGUGAUAACGCCAUAGCUUACACAUUGAUGGCUUUCAAUAUUGCAAGCAAAUUGUACACCCACCCUAGCAUCGGAGCUGAGAUAUACUUGACGUUAUCUGAAUUGCACGUUAUCCAAACAUAUAAUGACUUUGCAUCAGAACUGACAGAAAAUGCCAACAAGACACUUCAGACAUUCUGUGAUUGGCAGUCCGGUCUACAGACUAAAAAAGCAGAUUGCAGCGUUCUAUUGACAAGGCUGGAUCUUGAGGAUGACUAUGGUAACAGUGGUAUAAAUGGUCUUGCACACUUUAAUAAAAUGUGUAACAAGAAUAUGAAGUGCGCGUUGGUAGAAGAUGAGGGUCCCAUAAUGGGAAUUACAUUGGCACACGAAAUUGGACACUUACUGGGUAUGACUCACGACAAAGAAACCGAUGAUGUUGGUAUAAUGUCUGCAGGUGGAUGGAGCGGUAACGAAGCGUUUACAUGGUCUAACCAAAGCGCCAUUGAGUUACAGCGGUCAUUUGUGUCUAGAAGGUUGACGUGUAUAAAGAACCGACCAAAUGGUCUUGUAGAAAACAGAAUGGAGUUUCCUUUGCCAGGGACGUUGUAUACGGCCGAUCAACAGUGCAAAAUGCGGAGUAACGAGAGUUAUGUAUUCUACAGAGCUGGUAACAACAAAUUCGACCCUUGCCGUAACAUUAUAUGUAGAUUUCAAGGCAACCAGGCUUUGCGGUUUUCUUCACCACUUCUGGACGGUACUGACUGCAACAAUACAAGAAUGUGGUGUAUACAGGGAAAGUGCCAGCCAAUAGACAAGGAACACGAGUCGGUUGCACCAGUCGAUGGCAGUUGGUCGGCUUGGGAGACUGAUUAUUCGGCCUGCAGUAGAUCCUGUGGUGGUGGGGUCCAAAUAAAGAGACGAUACUGCAACAACCCGCCUCCGCAGUAUGCAGGAAAGGACUGCCCCGGAUCUUCUACUAGAGGAAAGAUAUGCAACAUUCAGCCUUGUGAAUCAGACUACAGGGCUUUGCAGUGUUCCAGAUUUUCGAUAGGAAAAUAUUCGCCCUCGAUGAUACCAGCACUUGGAUCUCUAGGUGAUGCGAGCUGCAGUGAAAGGUGUCAGAAUGAUACAGCCAUUACGUAUGGACUUAAGAGUUACGCGGACGGAACUGAAUGUCUCUUAAACAAGGCUGUACCUUUCUCUCGCUGUGUGAAUGGAAAAUGUCAGGACUUUGGAUGUGACGGCUAUUCCAGUUCGGGACUAAAGUAUGAUGAAUGUGGAGUGUGCAACGGCAAAGGCACCACGUGCAAACAAAUAUCCGGAACUUACCAUGAAGAUUAUGCUCCACACAAGUAUACAAACGUGACGACAAUCCCAGCAGGCAGUUCUGGUAUCCGUUUACAGCAACAUAAUAAAUACUGCUUUCUCAGUAUGGUUGUUGAAGGCAAGAGAAUAUUGAAUGCAGGAAUGGAAAAAUCAAGGUCGGCACUCUUCAACUUAUAUGGCGUACAGUUGCGAUACAUUGAUAAUCCAGAGACGAUUGAAAUUGUAGGAAAAAUAACCAAAGAUGUUGAAAUACAGGUAUUUCGAUUUUAUGAUUACCACUCGUAUGCAAAUGUAACCCCUGAUGUCACCUAUACAUACCACAUUCCGAGUCCUCAAGCACACCAAUUAUAUGCCUGGGCUGAGAUACAAAAUACAAGUUGUUCACUUUCUUGUGGAACAGGUGUAACUACUAAGGAUAUAAAAUGUAUGAGUGUGAGCGGAGAUUUUGUUGAUGACUAUCAUUGUGACUUCAAAACAAGACCAAAGAAAACAUAUUCGCUGUGUAAUACACAGCCGUGUCCACCAAGUUGGAAGACAUCAGAAUGGGGCCAGUGUUCCGUUCCGUGCAGAAAUGGGACAAAGUCUCGAUCAGUUUCAUGUGUCAGCAUGACUAAUGGCGUUGAUAAGGUUGUUUCUUCUGCUUAUUGCAAUGAUUCACUAAAGCCCCAUCUUACCUCACGAUGCAUCAAUAUAUGUGGAUGGAGGAAGGGAAAUUGGUCAAAGUGCUCACAAUCAUGCGGAGAGGGCUAUCGGACACGUAGUGUAUCUUGUUUAAGGUAUAGCGGUAUUGAUACAGAAAUUGACAGUAAAUUUUGUGAUCAGCAUACUCGACCUCACGAUACAGAUAGAUGUCGAAAUGGUCCUUGUUAUGUGCUCGACGGAAACUGUGUGGAUAAAAGUCCUGCCUGUAAGAAGUACUACGACUAUGAGAAGACUGCCUGUGACGGAAACUACAGAACCUGGAUGAUGACCAACUGUUUACAAAUAUGUGGAGUAUGCGGCAACGGAUCGUGCGAGGAUGAGGAAACAUGUAAGAGAGUUGAUCCAGGAGUAGAUGCAUGCCAUAACCCGAAAUAUAAAAUAUGGAUGCAGACGCAUUGUCCUGAGUCAUGCAAUAUUUGUCGUGACUGUGUUGACUGCUCAAAAUACGAUGUAAAGUAUUGUAAAGACAACGCAUAUGAGAGAUUUAUGAGGAAAAACUGUCGUAAAACAUGCAAUUUCUGUCAAUACUGACGAAGUGCAGUUCGCAGGGUAACGUGUAUAAACAAAUUGUGACGGACAUAAACUUCGAAAACACAUACUGUGUAUUGCAUCUUUCAUUACUUUGGGGGUACAGGUCCGUUGAGUUUUGCCGUAGGAACCUGUAAAAGACAUGCUUGUUUGUUAGCACAUGUGUUGAUAAAAUAUACUGAAAUAAAAUAUAUAUCUAUU